Molecule: messenger RNA, 633 nt
Organism: Aureobasidium pullulans EXF-150
Lineage: Eukaryota; Fungi; Ascomycota; Dothideomycetes; Dothideales; Saccotheciaceae
Product: blue light-inducible protein-like protein Bli-3
Exons: 3
Coding region: 1-633 (210 amino acids)
Source: RefSeq, a predicted model, not a curated record
AUGCCUUCCGACGUCAAGCAGUCAGAUAUCACGGAGAAGAACGACCCCAGUGUCGCAAGACAGUGGGACAACAAUGUCGACUUUGAGACCAAGUUUCAGGAAUUCUACAAGAUCGUUGAUGGAUUGAAGAUUGGUCUGCUGGGCACUUAUCGUCCUGGCAUUGGCCCCGUCACCCGCUCCAUGGCCCUAGCCAAACGCACCGGCCCGGACUUCCUCUUCCUCGCCAACGCGCACUCCCAAAAAUUCAAGGAUAUCGAAGCCAACAAGGAAGUCAAUGUUUCCUUCCAGGACACCAAGUCGCAAGAUUGGAUCUCCGUGUCUGGCACGGCCACCACUGCUUCCAACUCCGAUCCUAGGAUCAAGGAAGUUUGGAGCAGAGGCGCUGCCGCAUGGUUCGGUGAUGUCGGAGACGGCGUACACGACGGCAGUGCAGAGGACCCGAGAAUGAGUUUGAUCGAAGUAAAGGCCAAGUACAUCUCGUACUACAAGACCAAUGUUGGAGCUCUCGGAUACCUCAAGGAGGUGGUCGCCGCUAACGUUACCGGUGGUGUUGCAAACACUGGUAGUCUUAGAGAGAUGAAGGAGGAUGAGAUUACAAAGGCUAGAAGCCAGCAUUCUAGCAUGAGCUCGUAA